UCCGUCUCUCACACACACACACACACUCGCUCUGUUGGUUUGGUUUCCUUCCAAUUUUUGCCCCCUCCUCUGCCCCCAUCAUAACCCUGUCUUUUCCUCGAGCCGAUGACCGUUGCCACCGCCGCCGAUGACGAUGACGACGACGACGAGCGCGAGCAUCCCCGCACCCGUCGCCUGCUCCUCCACGCAUCGCCACUGCCUUCCCUGCACCCAACGCCGAGGAAGCGCCGCCGCAUCCGCCGCUGCCGUCGUCGCCCUCCUCCUCGCCACCUCCGCCUGGCUCUCCCUCGUCUUCUCCUCUCCCUCUAUCCGCCUCCACUGGGCCCACAUCCGGACCUCCGCCUCCCCCUUCCGCCGGGCCUCUCCUCCCCCGCUGCCCGGCCCCUCCACUCGAGUCCCUCCCCCUACUGGCCCUCCCAACCGCCUCCGCCCGCUCUCCCUCCGCCACCUCGUCUUCGGCAUCGGCGGCUCCGCUCACCUCUGGCCGCGCCGCCGCGAGUUCGUCCGACUCUGGUGGCGGCCCGGCGCCAUGCGUGGCCACGUCUGGCUCGACGACCGCGUGCCCCGCCCGCCCCGCAACUCCUCCCUCGCCCGAUCCCUCCCCCCCGUCCGCGUCUCCGAGGACAUCUCUCGGUUCCGAUACACCAACCCCACCGGCCACCCCUCCGGCCUCCGCAUCGCCCGCAUCCUCUCCGAGACCUUCCGACUCGGCCACCGCGGCUCCCGGUGGUUUGUGCUCGUGGACGACGACACCAUCGUCUGCCCUGAUAACCUCGUCGCCGUGCUCGCCAAGUACGAUUGGACCGAGAUGGCGUAUGUCGGGAGCCCAUCGGAAAGUCACUCCGCCAACACCUACUUCAGCCACGCGAUGGCAUUCGGGGGCGGGGGGAUCGCCAUCAGCUAUCCUCUUGCCGUAGCUCUCGCGGGGAUGAUGGACGAGUGCAUCGAGAGGUAUCCAAAGCUGUACGGCAGCGACGACCGGUUGCAUGCAUGCAUCUCCGAGCUCGGUGUCCCUCUGAGUCGCGAGUACGGUUUCCACCAGUGGGAUAUCAGGGGAAAUGCCCAUGGUCUUUUGGCUGCUCACCCUGUUGCUCCUUUCGUAUCAAUUCACCAUGUUGAAGCCGUUGACCCCAUCUACCCUGGCUUGAGCACUCUUGGAAGCCUGAAGCGUUUCACCAAGGCUAUGAAGGCUGAUCCUAUGAGUUUCUUGCAGCGGUCAAUUUGUUACGACAAGAGGAGGAAGCUUACAUUCUCAGUCUCUCUGGGUUACGUUGUCCAAGUGUUCCCAACCAUUGUCCUUCCACGAGAGCUGGAACGUUCUGAACAGACUUAUAUAGCUUGGAAUAAGCUUAACAACAGGAAUGAGUUUGAUUUUGACACAAGGGAUACCUAUAGGUCUGUUUGCAAGAAGCCAGUUCUGUUUUUCUUGAGAAAUGUUGAAAGGGAUGGAAAUACAACGCUGGGUUCAUAUAGACGAGUUAAGGGGAGAGACAAUCUAAAAAAAAAAGUAUUCUGCUUUCCUCGAACACCUCCUCUACCUGACGUGAAUGAAAUCCAAGUCUUUGGUACUCCAUUGAGCGAAAAUUGGCACUUGGUGCCUAGAAGGUUAUGCUGUAAACUAAAUCAAAGACGUUAUGGGACUCUGAAAAUUGCAGUUGGGCAGUGUGAUCAUGGAGCUUCGGGGUCUGCCGCUGGUUCCCUUUGACUAUAAGAGACGAGCCGUGCUGCGCCAUUACGAGCCUGCAAAGCUGGUCCGCCGCUGUUGCUGCUGCUGCUGCAUGUGAAGGCCCGUUUCCGAACUCUGCCAAGGCUUCCGACGAUGAGCCACCCGUGCGGGAUCGCAAGUACCAAAAGGUAAGCUUAAUUGUGAUCCUACCACCUAACAUUUCCACCAAUUCAAUGAGGGCGAGAGAGAGAGCUCGCGUUGACGCCUCGCGUCGUCGCUGUCAUGCUCUCCCGCGCCCGGCCAUGGAGCCAUGCUCUGUGGGGCGUACGAGUCGUUGCCACUGCUCGCUCGGCUCGAGCUCUUCGUCCCUCCCCCCUUCUCCCCAACUGCCCUCUUUAAUUUCCUCGUCAUCAAAGCCCUUUGACCGAGUGAUUGGCUCAGCUACAUGGACGGCGGCCGCGGACGUCGAUAGUAAUGCGAUGUCAGGCGCCGCCGUUCCGUGCCGAUCGUGCCAUUGUCCGUGGACCAAACCCAACCGGGUUCGUUUAGGUACUCGCACUAAGCAGUGUUUUCCGUACAACAGA
Musa acuminata AAA Group (dessert banana) is the source of this 2250-nucleotide messenger RNA. RefSeq lists its product as uncharacterized. Gene Ontology annotation, molecular function: acetylglucosaminyltransferase activity. NCBI's taxonomy places the organism in Eukaryota, Viridiplantae, Streptophyta, Magnoliopsida, Zingiberales, Musaceae. The record is from RefSeq and is a predicted model, not a curated record. The transcript is spliced from 4 exons. The coding region runs from base 128 to 1705 and encodes 525 amino acids.